AUGGCAGGCAAUAGCAGCGCUCGCUCCCGCGACGCGACCCGGACCUACUUCAUCCGCUUGCGCGGUUUGGUAGACGUGCAUCAGGUCCCGCAGCAGGACCAGAUGCACCAAUCGGGUGGUGGCGACCUCCAGCUGCGACCGCAGUCUCGACACGAGCGCCUGGUACUUGCUGCACGACGCCAGCGGCACAGCCGACACCUCGAUGUACUCAGCAUAGACCUGGGACCGCUGGCAUGCUGCACCGAGGUCCUGAACCCAAAUGGAUUCGCAAGGGUUGCCCUCCCAUUAGUGCGCGACAUUGAAGCACCCACCACGGCCUGCAUGGCAUAUCAGCAGCUGCCCCGACAGUUCAACUAUCUCGGCCUCGGUGCCAGGUCAACAACCAAGCUAUCAUAUAGAUAA
This is a messenger RNA of Volvox carteri f. nagariensis, 402 nucleotides long. RefSeq lists its product as uncharacterized. Bases 1 to 402 code for a protein of 133 amino acids. The transcript has 2 exons. NCBI's taxonomy places the organism in Eukaryota, Viridiplantae, Chlorophyta, Chlorophyceae, Chlamydomonadales, Volvocaceae. The record is from RefSeq and is a predicted model, not a curated record.